Phascolarctos cinereus (koala) is the source of this 978-nucleotide messenger RNA. RefSeq names its product olfactory receptor family 6 subfamily Y member 1 (gene OR6Y1). Gene Ontology annotation, cellular component: membrane. Gene Ontology annotation, molecular function: G protein-coupled receptor activity; olfactory receptor activity. NCBI's taxonomy places the organism in Eukaryota, Metazoa, Chordata, Mammalia, Diprotodontia, Phascolarctidae. The record is from RefSeq and is a predicted model, not a curated record. Gene Ontology annotation, biological process: G protein-coupled receptor signaling pathway.
AUGAAUGCCAGGCCCGAAAGGGAGGACAACCGGACAGCCACCACCCAAUUCAUCCUCCUGGGAUUCCCCACACAGCCUGCCAUUCAGCUACUCCUCUUCUCCCUCUUUCUGGUGGCUUACCUGCUGACCUUGCUGGAGAACUUCAUGAUCAUCCUUGCCAUCCAUAGUGAUGGACAACUCCACAAGCCCAUGUACUUUUUCUUGAGCCACCUCUCCUUCUUAGAGAUGUGGUAUGUCACUGUCAUCAGCCCCAAGAUGCUGGUGGAUUUCCUCAGUCAUGACAAGAGCAUCUCAUUUGCAGGCUGCAUGACCCAGCUCUACUUUUUUGUUACCUUUGUCUGUACUGAGUACAUACUCCUUGCUGUCAUGGCCUUUGACCGCUAUGUAGCCAUUUGCAACCCACUCCGCUACCCAGCCAUUAUGAGCAACCAGCUCUGCUGUGCCCUUGCUGGGGGCUGCUGGCUCUGUGGCUUAAUGACUGCCAUGAUCAAGAUGGUUUUCAUUGCUAGACUCCGCUACUGUGGCAUGCCCCAUAUCAACCACUACUUCUGUGACAUCUCCCCACUCCUCAAUGUCUCCUGUGAGGACUCCUCCCAGGCUGAGCUGGUAGACUUCUUCUUGGCUCUGAUGGUUAUUGCUGUUCCACUCUGCGUGGUGGCGGCAUCUUAUGUGGCUAUCAUCACCACCAUCCUAAAGAUCCCUUCUGCCCCGGGCCGCUACAAAGCCUUCUCUACCUGUGCCUCUCACCUCACAGUUGUCACUCUCUUCUACUCCACCACCCUCUUCACCUAUGCCCGACCCAAGCUCAUGUAUGCCUACAAUUCCAACAAGAUGGUGUCUGUGCUCUACACAGUCAUUGUCCCACUUCUCAACCCAGUCAUCUACUGCCUGAGGAACAGAGAGGUAAAGGUGGCCUUGAAGAAGACCAUUCUUUGUAGAGCUGAGGGGACUGAGGAGGACAGGGCUUUGCAUGUUUGA